UAACUUCUUCGUAUGUGAGGUGAGGUACUUCUUUUGUUCGUAAAAAAGAGUCACCUUUUUUUUUGGUAAAGAAUUUAUUAGAGUGACUAACAUGCCAAGCAAGCUAAAGAAGGCAAUUGCUGCAGUGAAAGAUCAAACCAGCAUUAGCCUUGCCAAAGUUUCCACUAACACUUCCUCAACUCUUGAAGUUGCUGUCCUAAAAGCCACAACACACGAUGAUGUACCCGUGGAUGAGCGUUACAUCCACGAGGUUGUCCAAUUAGUUUCUUCCAACAAGGCCUAUGCGGCUGCCUGUGCUCGUGCCAUUGGCAAACGCAUUGGUCGUACUAGGAAUUGGAUCGUUGCCCUCAAAUCAUUAAUACUUGUCCUUAGAAUCUUCCAAGAUGGUGAUCCUUAUUUCCCUCGAGAAGUCCUCCACGCCAUGAAACGUGGUGCCAAGAUUCUCAACCUUUCAAAUUUUCGCGAUGAUUCAAACUCUAGCCCUUGGGAUUUCACCGCCUUUAUUAGAACGUUUGCACUCUAUCUUGACGAGCGUUUGGAUUGUUUUCUCACGGGGAAACUCCAAAAGAGAUGCAACUAUAAUGACCGUGAAAAUUCCAAUUAUUUACGGAGUUGCAGUGAUAAUAGCAGGAGCAGGAGCAGAAACAGGACAAAUGAGGCAAUACGCGAAAUGAAACCACCAAUGCUACUUGACAAGAUUUCAUAUUGGCAAAGAUUGCUUGAAAGGGCAAUUGCUACAAGGCCAACAGGUGCAGCCCAAACCAAUUGUCUAGUACAAGCUGCUUUGUAUGCUGUGGUACAAGAAAGUUUUGAUCUUUACAAAGAUAUAUCUGAUGGACUAACUCUUGUUCUUGAUAGUUUUUUUCAUUUACCAUACCAAACAUGUGUAAAUGCCUUCCAAACAUGUGUUAAAUCCACGAAGCAAUUCGAGGAGAUCAACUCGUUCUAUUCAUUAUGUAAAAGCAUUGGUGUAGGCAGGACAUCAGAGUAUCCGAGUGUGCAAAUUAUAACAGAAGAGUUAAUUGAGUCAUUACAAGAAUUUCUCAAGGAUCAAUCUUCAUUUCCAGUGAAAUCUUCAGGAGAUGUAGUUCUUCAAAGACCAGGCUCAAUGAGGUCAUCAAGAAGUAGGUUUGAUAGUUACGGUGGACAAUCCGAAUUCUCUCUUGCAUCGAGUGAGCCAUAUUCGGACAGAAGUCCAACUAUGUCUGGGAAUGGUUCACCUUGUAGUUCACUAGAAGAUCUAAUAAGAGCCACGGUAACAGGGAGGAGCCCAGCCAUUUCAAUCGAUUUGGAGGCCUAUUCAGAUAUUCGAUUCAAGAAGCAGUUUAUUGAUUAUAUAUGUGAUACAGGUUCUGCAAGGUCAUUGCCAGUUUCCAUGAUUGAUCUUGUUUCUUUAUCAGAAGAUAAUGGAAAUAUUGACAACGAAUACGAACAAGUACAAGAUCAGAAGCAACAACCUGUUGUUGAGAAAGCGAAAGAACUUAACUCUAAAGAAGCUAAACCUAAACAAGAACAGAUCAAGGAUAAACAAAAGCCUACAUUAAGUUCAAGUUCAUCUAAAGGAUGGGAAGAUGUACUAAAUGAGGCUUUAACGCCAUCAUCAACAUCUAAUAACGCCUUUCAAGAACAACAAGAUCCAAAAGAGGUGUUAAGAAAUGAAACAUCGCCUGUUAAGACUUCUUCGAGCAAUGCUUGGGAUUUGGCACUAUUUGAAGCAAUCCCACAAACAAAUUCAGUUCAAUCCAUGCCUAAUACUGUUGCUAACAACAUUAACAGCUACAACACUUCCACAUUGCCAUCUUUCAAUGCCUUCCAAGAAAAUCAAGAACCGGAACAAGUAUCAAGAAAUGGUGCAAAUAGUGGUUGGGAUAUGGUAUCAUUUGAAACAACCCCACAAACAACAGCAUCACAACCUAUGCCUACUACCCCUAACAACUUCAAUUCUUCCUACUUGGACGAAUUGUAUAAUCAGAACUCAUCAACAUUGCUUCCAAUUAGUGGCUUAAAACCAAAUAUUAAUAUGAAUAACUAUAAUCAAAUUCCAGUAGCCAACCAUUACAAUCCGUUUUUACAAGACAUAUCGACAGAGCAGCUGCCUGCAACGCCAUCAACACCUUUGCCUACAUUUCAAGCAACACCAACAUUUAGUGGUCAGAAUUCUUCAUCAGCAGUGCAGAAUGACUUGAAUUCCGAUCCGUUUGGGACGUUUCCAAGUAGUGAUCAGAUGUUAAAUGGUGCAGUGAAUCAGAAGGAUUUUUCGGAUGAACAACAGUUAUGGUUACAGAACCAAAACAAGAUCAUAGCUAAGCAUAUGUCUUAAA
Solanum verrucosum is the source of this 2321-nucleotide messenger RNA. Its product is annotated as clathrin coat assembly protein AP180. Gene Ontology annotation, molecular function: phosphatidylinositol-4,5-bisphosphate binding; 1-phosphatidylinositol binding; clathrin heavy chain binding. Bases 92 to 2320 code for a protein of 742 amino acids. The record is from RefSeq and is a predicted model, not a curated record. Gene Ontology annotation, cellular component: clathrin-coated pit; clathrin-coated vesicle. The transcript has a single exon. Gene Ontology annotation, biological process: clathrin coat assembly; clathrin-dependent endocytosis; vesicle budding from membrane. NCBI's taxonomy places the organism in Eukaryota, Viridiplantae, Streptophyta, Magnoliopsida, Solanales, Solanaceae.